Scaptodrosophila lebanonensis is the source of this 1216-nucleotide messenger RNA. RefSeq names its product selenide, water dikinase-like. The record is from RefSeq and is a predicted model, not a curated record. Lineage: Eukaryota; Metazoa; Arthropoda; Insecta; Diptera; Drosophilidae. The transcript is spliced from 2 exons. Bases 1 to 1140 code for a protein of 379 amino acids. Gene Ontology annotation, molecular function: ATP binding; selenide, water dikinase activity. Gene Ontology annotation, biological process: L-selenocysteine biosynthetic process. Gene Ontology annotation, cellular component: cytoplasm.
AUGGAAGUAGAAGGAGAAACUGCACGAGUAAAUCUGAACCGCGCCUUCGAUCCUACCGCCUUCAGUCUGGACGCAUCCUUUCGUCUAGUCCGCUACGCCGAUCCCAAGGGUAGUACUUGCAAGGUGCCGCAAAAAGUGCUAUUGAAUCUGCUCUCAAUACUGCACCCGGACACCUCUGCUAAGGAUCAAGACGGGGAAGUCUCACAUGUGGAAGGUCCACGCAUUGGCAUAGGUCUGGAUUGUGCCGUCAUCCCAUUGAAAUAUGACGUAUGCUUGGUGCAGACCACCGAUCUCUGCUACCCCAUCAUUGACGACCCCUACAUGAUGGGAAAGAUAGCAUCUGCCAAUGUGCUCAGUGAUUUGUACGCAAUGGGCGUGACCGAGUGCGACAAUAUGCUGAUGUUGGUCGGCGUCAGCACCAAGAUGAAGGAAAGGGAACGCGACGUUAUAAUGCCGCUAAUCUACCGCGGUUUCAGCGACUCGGCCUUGGAGGCUGGCACCAAUAUUAGCGGGGGCCACACCACCAUCAAUCCUUGGUGCACCAUUGGAGGUGUGGCAUCGAGCGUUUGCCGCCGCAACGAGUUCAUCGUGCCGGACAACGUUAUGGUGGGCGAUGUAAUUGUGCUCACCAAGCCUGUGGGCACCCAGGUGGCUCUGGCCGCAUACAACUGGAUCGAUAAGCCUAAGCUCUGGCGUCGCAUCAAGAAGUUCAUGUCCGAGGAGAUGGUCCGCAAAACCUAUUUCCAGGCCGUCAAUUCGAUGGCGCGUCUUAACCGUACCGCCGCGCGUCUCAUGCACAAGUAUAAUGCCCACGGGGCCACCGAUAUUACCGGAUUCGGUCUAUUGGGUCACGCCCAAACCCUGGCUGCUCGCCAAAAGCAAGAAGUCGCUUUUGUCAUUCACAAUCUGCCAGUGUUUGGCCUAUUGGCCGAGGUGGCCAAGUCCAGCAGAGGCGUCUUCGAACUGAUAGAGGGUCUUUCACCCGAGACUUCCGGAGGCUUGCUCAUCUGUCUGCCACGUGAGCAGGCGAACGCCUACUGCAAGGAGAUACUGAAGGAGGAGGGACACCGUGCCUGGAUCAUUGGCUUUGUUGAGAGGGGCAAUAGGACAGCACGCAUUAUUGCAAUACACAACCCCUAGUUAGUUAUACACAAUCUAGCUUUGUACGGGCGCUGCAAUACUUUUUGUACAAAUAUAUGGACAGUUUAGACGUAAA